Penicillium cataractarum is the source of this 927-nucleotide messenger RNA. RefSeq lists its product as uncharacterized. Gene Ontology annotation, molecular function: aldose reductase (NADPH) activity. The transcript has 4 exons. Gene Ontology annotation, cellular component: cytosol. The coding region runs from base 1 to 927 and encodes 308 amino acids. The record is from RefSeq and is a predicted model, not a curated record. NCBI's taxonomy places the organism in Eukaryota, Fungi, Ascomycota, Eurotiomycetes, Eurotiales, Aspergillaceae.
AUGGCCACGAAUAUUCAAACCAAGAGCUUUGUCCUAAACACCGGGGCGAAAAUCCCCGCGAUCGGCUUUGGAACCUGGAAGGCUGGGCCCGGAGAGGCAGCAGCAGCAGUUCAGGCUGCAUUUGAAGCAGGCUAUAGACACUUUGAUUGCGCUCCUCUAUACGGAAAUGAAGCAGAGAUAGGCCAGAUAUUCAAGACAACCAAUGUGCCACGCAGCGAAUACUUUGUAACUACCAAGCUCUGGUCCUCAGAUCACCACCGCAUUCAAUCUGCGCUCCAGAAAUCUCUUGACGAUCUGGGCCUCGACUAUGUGGAUCUCUAUCUUAUGCACUGGCCCGUCACAUUACCUACCUCAACCCCCGAAACAUAUGGAAAAGAGGAUCGAACCGCCCACGACCCAGACUGGGACUUUACUGAUACAUGGCGCGAGAUGGAGAAGCUGCUUGAGACAGGAAAAGUCAAGGCCAUUGGGGUAGCCAACUUCUCGACCGUGAAUUUGAGCAAGCUACUUGAAAGCUGCAAAAUUGUUCCAACUGUGAACCAGACAGAGAUUCAGCCAUUGCUUCCUCAGAAGAAGCUUAAUGCGCUGUGCGUACAACACGGUAUUCAUCAGACCGCAUUUGGUCCUCUGGGUGGCAGUGGAAGUACACUUCAUGAGAAUAAAGCUGUCAAUUCUAUCGCCGAGAAGAGGGGAUGCAGUUCUGGAAAUGUGCUACUUAGCUGGGGCGUGAGGAAAGGUUGGAGUGUGAUCCCGAAGAGCACAAACCCGGUGAGAAUUGCCACCAAUUUACAGAAAUGCUUCGAUAUGGAUGACGAAGAGACCGCGCAAAUCGAUAAUUUGGCCACAACACUCGGAGGAAAGCGAUUCAAUCGCCCAAACUGGGGAACAACCAUCUUCCAUGACGACGAAGAGGCGAACGUGCAAUAG